AUGACCUGAGGCUAGCUAGCUACAUAGCCGCGGAUCCUAGCUACACCAUUAGGUUCACAGUUCUGACAAAUUCCAGAUUUUUCUUAUAGACCAGGAUGGAAUUGAUGCAAUUUUCUGUAAAAUACUAAUCUGACGCCCAGUUGAGCAGUUUAUAAGGACGCCUUAAAACAAGGUGGCGGUUUGUGAACGUUACAGGAGAGGUAACUAGCAUAGCUAGCCAACAUUAGCUAACUAAAAUAACGGUUAACCGCUAGCUAGCUUAACUGCAUAAUGUUAUAAAUACGGUAUAUUGAUAUGUUAAUGAUUAGUGGAAGCCAUACUGAAUGCUACUCUCUAUAACUUCGUCGAAUGGAUCUUUGUGAGGAUGGACGGCUUUAGUGCAUCCGGAGAUAUAAAUGCCGGUGAAACGGGACACGGUGUGGUUCUCCGGGCGGGCAGCGACCAUCCCGUGACCAGCGACCUCAGAACACUGCACAACCUGACGGCCCUGGAGAAGACCUGCCGGGUGUCUCCUUACUUUGGCGUAGUCCAGACAGACAUCCAGCCACACAUGCGAAGGAUACUGGCAGUAUGGAUGUUUCAGGUGUGUGAGGAGCAGAAAUGUGAGGAGGAGGUGUUUCCACUGGCAGCGCAUUACCUGGACUGCUACCUGAGCCAUUUCGCCAUUGAAAAGUUCAACCUGCAGCUUUUAGGUUGUGUUUGCAUGUUCCUGGCCUCCAAAAUGAGAGAGACCGUCCAUCUGACUGCCAGCAAGCUUUGUAUCUACACAGACAACUCAAUUUCAGUCUCAGACAUUCUGCAGUGGGAGGUAGCAGUGGUGUCCAGGUUAGACUGGUGUCUGGCGUCUGUGGUACCCUCUGACUUCCUGGAGCCAGUUCUUCAUGCUCUCCCCUUGGUUCGGCCCCACCACCUUCCUAACAUGCGCAGGCAUGUUCACUCUUACAUUGCUGUGGCAGCCACUGACUGCAGGUUUUCAGUGUUCUUGCCCUCCACUGUUGCAUGUGCCUGCGUGAGCAUUGCCACGCAGAGGCUGAAGUUAGUGGACGCUGCUGUCUCCUCUGAUUCAGUGAUGACGUUUUUGGCCAACCUUUUGGUCAUUGAUCUGAGCACGGUCAUUCUCUGCUAUGACCAGCUAGGGAGUGUGUUGGAGCGCAGCCUGCCCUCUUGUUUCCAGGCUAGUGUUUGCAGAUCAGGAGCUCACAGCUCAGAGAUCAGCUACACCCCUGCUGACUUUCAGGAUGUUGUAUUGACACCAGUGGCAUCAACCCAGGAAAUCAAGCUAAAGCACACCUCCCUGACAUGAAUGGCUAGAAUGAAUUGUAAAUUCACUGCCAUGAAGCACAACAAGAAGCCUAAAUACCAGGCAAAAUGUGUCUUAAGGCCAUUUCUCCUUAAUCUUAAUUGUUCUUUUGCAAGUUGAUUGUUUUGGAGAUCCCUCUGUGACGUGAAGAGCUGUCACUGUUUAACAUUUGUUUGUCCAACCUGUUGCUGCUCGUUUUAAAAUAUUUUGCAAUUGCCAAAGCAGCUUUGAAAGAUGGAAUAUUUCAGAUUCAUGAUACAUUAACGUUGUGAUAUUGACAGUUGAAUUGCACUGAAUCCUAAUAGCAAUGUUUGCACAUUUUAAAUGUAUUAUCCUCUAUUCAUAUGUAUUCGUAUAUAUUAGCACUUACCUGGAUCCAUUGAUAUUUUAAUAUAAGGUUUUUAUCUGGACAGUUUCGAUAAGUUUAAAUAGAUGUUUCUGCAUGGUUUCAAAAGAGUAAUGAAUUCCUUUGUGGCUAUAAAUCAAUACUGUCAUGACAUAAAAGACAAUACAAAACAUUUGUAUGUAGGUCACUAACGACAUUAA
Perca fluviatilis (European perch) is the source of this 1846-nucleotide messenger RNA. It is a transcript of the gene ccnd3, whose product is annotated as cyclin D3. The transcript has 5 exons. Gene Ontology annotation, cellular component: nucleus; cytoplasm; cyclin-dependent protein kinase holoenzyme complex. Gene Ontology annotation, molecular function: cyclin-dependent protein serine/threonine kinase regulator activity. Lineage: Eukaryota; Metazoa; Chordata; Actinopteri; Perciformes; Percidae. Gene Ontology annotation, biological process: positive regulation of G1/S transition of mitotic cell cycle; regulation of cyclin-dependent protein serine/threonine kinase activity; mitotic cell cycle phase transition. The record is from RefSeq and is a predicted model, not a curated record. Bases 365 to 1303 code for a protein of 312 amino acids.